UCCGAAGAAUACUAGAUCUGUUGAAGUUUGAGAAACCUUUUGUCGGAAUUUCCGCAAGUCUCGAGAAACUUCAAAGUUUCAUCAUUAGUCAUUUAACAAGUGAUAUUAUGAGUGUUGUUGAAAAGUGUGAUAAGAAAAAAAUUCUUAUCGCAGCUGUGGUGAUUUUCGUAUUGUUGAUAAUUGGCCUUGCUAUCGGACUGACCGCUAAGAAGUAUCAGGCCGAGAAAAACUUACCGUAUGCAACGGAGAAAUGGGAGCUGCCAACAAGCUACAAAGUCCGCAGACCCAAAGGUGUGAACCUAUACAAAGAUAUGCUGUACCUGACUCCAGAGGGAGAUGAGAUCGGGCACGCAAGAAAGUGUGUCGCGUGUGCUUGGACUGUUUACAUGUUGAACAAGAAAGAGGAAAAAGCUGUGACAAUCAAACAAAAGCUUUGGACCUGGACAGCAAAGUAUGAUAUCAAAGAGGAAUGGAAAAUCAACUCGACAAGCUACAGGAUCGAAUAUAGUUGGAGCUCGUCGAGUUUAACGAAAGAUGUCUUCUUGAUCAAGAAUUCGAAAGACGAAGAAAUUGCACGCACCGAUCGCUUUCGUUUCGAACUUGGCAAGACAAUCACACUGAAAGAAUCCAAGUCUGGUUCAAGUUUGGGAGUCAUUAAACGUCCAGCAUUUCAGUUUUAUCCGACAUGGGAAGUAACAAUCUACAAAAAAGACGCUGUUGUUCCGACGUAUAUGUACGCGGCUCUUGCAACUGUAACCACACUUCGGGAAGCAGAAGACGACAAACGUUGAGUUGAGUCGUCUUGGUACGAACCUUCAUAUACUUUUAGAAGUGGUGCAUUUUUACUUCUCUUUGGGUGAGCAUUACUCUAGGCUAGGUUGUUAACAAUCUGCCCAAUCGAUUUUACAUGAGGGUGCCCCCAACCCCCUUUAAGGAAUUUGAUGAAAUCCUAUAAUUAUAAAACAGCCCCUUUGAUUUCAAAAACCUCAAAAUAUUCAUAAAAUUAACUUAAAUGCUUUGUUAAAAAUAAUCGAGCUUCACCAUUACAGCAAACUUUUCUUUCAAAUAGAUAGAAAAAUUUACCCUCCACCUUGAAGAUCAUGUUCCUUUACGGGUUGGGGAUGGUGUGGGAAUCAAAUCUGACCAUGAGCAGUGCCAUGUUUUGCCUCAAGUGCAGAAAUUUUAAAGUAAAUAUUUUUGAUAUUUUAAAAAGCCAUGACAUUUUAAUGAUCAUUUGAUAUGCCAUUACAUUGAGCAGUUUUUGUAGUACUUUUUGGUUUCAGUGGUUUGUCUCCUGUGGUAGAAGAGGCUAAGCAGUAACUAAUAUAGUUGGUGUUACAGGUUCCAGACUGAAUGGCCAAGAUUUUAAUGGAAAUUCUGAGUUGGGUGAUCAAAAAUAGUUAUUGUCUUGUGUUGAUUGUCACCAUGUGACAUAUUAACUUUGUAGGUUUAAAUUUUUGCACGCAAGGCAAGUGACAGUUUAUAAUCUUUGUAAUCAGACCCACUCAGGGAAGUUCUCUACUAGAGUACUGUUCAAUGUUGAAAUAUGUUCUGCUGGCACCAAAAAUUGCAAAAAAAAUUUUAUUAGGAAUUUCAGUUGACUUAAACUGUAAAACUUUGUUCUCACAACUUCUCCAGAGUGAAAUGUUUGUGGAAAAUUGUCAUAGGAAAUUGAAAUGAAAAAAAAGACUGAAAAUAAUUAUUUUCAAUUACUCUUUUAAUUUUUUAAUCACAGUAAUAAUUUUAGGAGUAAUUCUCAACUGUGAUACUAUACCUGACUGACACAUUCAUUAGGACAAGUGCCUUUGUGUCAAGUGUUGACAUAGGCCUGAAACCAAUCUAAGUGGUCUUGAAAGAUGUAAUUAAAGUGUUCUCCAUACCUGUUCUCUGAAAUACAGUACAUAAUGGCCGUAAUUGAAUUUUUCUUUGAAAAAGAUGAUCACCCACCUUUUUAAUGUGUGUAUAAUUGAGUGCAAAUUACACUCAAAAGUAUUUAUGCAGCAGAAUCCAUUACCUGUGGUGUGAAGCUGAGAUAUAUUCUAGAUGAAGCGUAGUAUUAAGAAUGCAUUAUUAAUUAAUCUACAAAUGAUGAUAAGUAAUAAGCUAUGGAAGUGAACCUCGUGGGGAGGACAUUUAUUACUUAAUUGUUGUUGCGAAAAGGCUACAUUUUGAACAUUAAUUUUUAUGGUUAUCAUUGUCUACACUUCAAUAUACUAUUUAUCUUAUUUAUUCAUGAUCAGUGUCAGAGUUGCUUUGUAAACAUGUGAAUCUGGUGCAGAGAAGGAAGAGGCUCAGAGCCACUUUACUUUUCAUAAAAUUGAACUGUUGCAAUCCAAUAAAAAGGAACCCCAAAUGGUGUUA
Pocillopora verrucosa is the source of this 2361-nucleotide messenger RNA. RefSeq lists its product as uncharacterized. Lineage: Eukaryota; Metazoa; Cnidaria; Anthozoa; Scleractinia; Pocilloporidae. The record is from RefSeq and is a predicted model, not a curated record.